Messenger RNA from Xenopus laevis (African clawed frog), 3421 nucleotides. RefSeq names its product potassium channel, two pore domain subfamily K, member 15 L homeolog (gene kcnk15.L). The record is from RefSeq and is a predicted model, not a curated record. Lineage: Eukaryota; Metazoa; Chordata; Amphibia; Anura; Pipidae. The coding region runs from base 469 to 1704 and encodes 411 amino acids. Gene Ontology annotation, biological process: stabilization of membrane potential; potassium ion transmembrane transport. Gene Ontology annotation, cellular component: plasma membrane; membrane. Gene Ontology annotation, molecular function: potassium channel activity; potassium ion leak channel activity; outward rectifier potassium channel activity. The transcript has 3 exons.
UUGUAAUCAGGGACUGCAGUUAAUCCACAGGAUGAGAGAGAAAACGAUUCUGUAUCUCCUGGUCGGCUCUGCUAAUGCCUCUGAAUGAGGAGCGUUACUGGCACCCUGCUCCGUGACUCCCAUAGGGUGCUGUGCUUUGUGACUCCCAUAGGGUGCUGUGCAUUCAGUAUCAGGAGCGGUGGCAACAGGCAAACGGGGAGUUUGACAGCAGCAACACAGGACCCGCCCCAUGCGCCUACAUUUCUGUUCCUUCUUUGUACGACUCCCAAUUUGUGAUCUAAGGAAUGAAAAUCGUAUUUAACUUAUGGGGUGCCAAGUGCAGAGAAGCAGCGGAGCUUUAGUUGGGAGCCCUGGACCCUACGCAGAACAAAAGAAAGACAACACAAUGAGCUGAGACGUGUCCUGUAGGCUCCGUACAAACUUUGGCUGGUUACAGAGUCGAGGGGAGAUUCCCGCACCCCCAGGUUGAUGUUGAGGUCCAGUUUAGCCCAACUGCUGCACACGAUGAAGAAGCAGAACAUAAGGACCCUGUCGCUCAUUCUCUGCAUGUUCUCCUAUCUGCUGGUGGGAGCCGCUGUGUUCGACGCGCUCGAGUCUGAGUCCGAGAUCUUCAGGAAGCGGAUUCUGGAGGAGAAGAGGACGGACCUGAAAAAUAAAUACGGUUUCACCGACGAGGACUAUCGAGAGAUCGAGCGAGUGGUUCUGCAGUCGGAACCUCACCGCGCAGGCAAGCAGUGGAAAUUCGCCGGAUCGUUUUACUUUGCAAUCACAGUCAUUACCACUAUAGGUUAUGGCCAUGCUGCUCCGGGGACUGAUGCAGGGAAAGUGUUCUGCAUGUUCUAUGCGGUGCUCGGGAUUCCUCUUACCUUGGUCAUGUUCCAGAGUUUGGGAGAGCGGAUGAACACCUUUGUCAGGUUCCUCUUAAAAAAACUGAAGAGAUGUGUCCACAUGAGAAAAACGGAGGUGUCGAUGGAAAACAUGGUCAUGGUUGGUUUUCUGUCUUGCAUCGGAACGCUGGGCAUCGGGGCAGCGGCUUUCUCGUACUUUGAAGGUUGGACCUUCUUCCACUCCUAUUACUACUGCUUCAUCACUCUCACCACCAUAGGUUUUGGUGACUUCGUAGCCCUGCAGAAAAACGAAGCCUUGCAGAAGAAACCGCCCUACGUGGCAUUUAGUUUUAUGUACAUACUGGUGGGUUUGACUGUCAUCGGAGCUUUCCUGAACUUGGUUGUCCUCCGUUUUUUGACCAUGAAUUCUGAAGAUGAACGACGUGAUGCGGAGGAGAGAGCUUCUUUAAGGAGAGCUCAGAAUAACAUCCACUUGCAGUCCAGUCUGAUAAGCAGAAGCCGGAGCUCCAUUUUCCUUCCACUGGGGGACAUGACAAGCCAGAUUAACCUUAUUCCUAUCGUGCAGGAAGACUCAGACAGGUAUCAGCCCCGAGCUUCCAACCCACCCUCAAGAGCUGGUUCCUUCUGCACCUGUAUGUGUUACAGGUCUCAUUUCUGCAACAGCCCAGCAAUAUCUCACCAUGAGACUCUCCUCUGUCACACAAACCCUGUGUACUAUAACUCCAUAUCUUUCAAAAUAGAUGAAAUUUCACUCAGCACCAGGGACAACACUGGUUUCUCCUCUCCGGCAAGCACCUUCUCCCCGGGCAGUCAACGCUACCAGAAGAACAGCAGAGUGAGGCGAAAAUCCAUUUAACAAAUUAGCACCGGACCCACUGACUUUGUGGCAGAUGUAGUAGAUGACCCUGGUUUAUCAUGUAAAAAGAGGAGACAUUUGGGGGUCAAUGGUUCUGGAAAUGUGGGUGCAACAUAGACUAAUUAGCAAUGCAAGUGAAAUGGGAAUAAAAGAUCAUGCCAUACUUUUGUUUGUGUAUAAGAGCUGCUAAAAUACAUCACAUCUGUACAAAGAGAACAAAUGGCUCCAGAAGAAGUAAUCCUGAUAUUUUUGGGGGGUUACACAUAUAUGAGGUGUAUGUGAGCACAAGAAGACUGAAUAUCUCCUAGAGGAUUCAUCCUGAUAUUUUUUGGGUUUCACAUUUAUAUAUGAGGUGCGUGUGAGUACAAGGAGACUGAAUGGCUUCUGGAGGUUUCAUACUGAUGUUUUUGGGGUUACACAUACAUGAGGUGCGUGUGAGUACAAGGAGACUGAAUGGCUUCUGGAGGAUUAAUCUUGAUAUUUUUGGGUUUACACAUACAUGAUAUGCGUGUGAGUACAAGGAGACUGAAUGGCUCCUGGAGGUUUCAUACUGAUGUUUUUGGGGUUACACAUACAUGAGGUGCGUGUGAGUACAAGGAGACUGAAUGGCUCCUGGAGGAUUUUACCUGAUGUUUUUGGGGUUACACAUACAUGAGGUGCAUGUGAGUACAAGGAGACUAAAAGGCUUCUGGAUAUUUCAUACAGAUAUUUUUGGGGUUACACAUACAUGAGGUGCAUGUGAGUACAAGGAGACUGAAUGGCUCCUAGAGGAUUCAUCCUGAUAUUUUUGGGGUUACACAUACAUGAGGUGCGUGUGAGUACAAGGAGACUGAAUGGCUCCUGGAGGAUUUUACCUGAUGUUUUUGGGGUUACACAUACAUGAGGUGCAUGUGAGUACAAGGAGACUAAAAGGCUUCUGCAUAUUUCAUCCUGAUAUUUUUGGGGUUACACAUACAUGAGGUGCAUGUGAGUACAAGGAGACUGAAUGGCUCCUGGAGGUUUCAUACUGAUGUUUUUGGGGUUACACAUACAUGAGGUGCAUGUGAGUACAAGGAGACUAAAAGGCUUCUGCAUAUUUCAUCCUGAUAUUUUUGGGGUUACACAUACAUGAGGUGCGUGUGCGUACAAGGAGACUUAAUGGCUCCUGGAGGAUUUAACCUGAUAUUUUUGGGGUUACACAUACAUGAGGUGCGUGUGAGUACAAGGAGACUGAAUGGCUCCUGGAGGAUUCAUCCUGAUAUUUUUGGGGUUACACAAAAAGGUAGUAGCUGCCAGGAAAGGCUUAUUAUAGACAGUUAGAUCAUUUGUUUUAUCUCCUCAUGUGUGAGGACAGAUUACAUCACACGCGAGUCUGCUUAAUAAAACCAUGUUCCCAGGCGCCAGGUCCCUUGUAUUGUUUGUGUCUAUAGUGAUAUACAUAGAGCCAGACUACAGCCCAAAAAUAUAGGAAGAAAUUUGCUCACUGCAAUCUUCUUUUAGUUAAUUAUAAAUGAUGACUGCCAUCUAGUGUAUGAAACUGGGUAAUGCACGUGACUGAGAAGUCAGAGCUGUAUUUUGUGAUAGAAUCCAACCCGCCCCUCGGAAUAUCAAUGCAAUAAACAGGUCUAUCCAAGAGGGAUACUCACUUGGUGGAAUUCUCCUCCUCAGCCGCCAUUUACCCCAAACAGAAAAGAAAGGCAAAGGUAAGUUUAAUCAUACAGGGUACGUACACCUACUU